Messenger RNA from Penicillium waksmanii, 1044 nucleotides. RefSeq names its product bifunctional (2E,6E)-farnesyl diphosphate synthase/dimethylallyltranstransferase (gene erg20). NCBI's taxonomy places the organism in Eukaryota, Fungi, Ascomycota, Eurotiomycetes, Eurotiales, Aspergillaceae. The transcript is spliced from 2 exons. Gene Ontology annotation, cellular component: cytoplasm. Bases 1 to 1044 code for a protein of 347 amino acids. The record is from RefSeq and is a predicted model, not a curated record. Gene Ontology annotation, molecular function: dimethylallyltranstransferase activity; (2E,6E)-farnesyl diphosphate synthase activity. Gene Ontology annotation, biological process: trans, trans-farnesyl diphosphate biosynthetic process.
AUGGCUUCUACUACCAAGCGUGCCGAUUUUGAGGCCAUCUUCCCUUCACUGGCCGAGGAUAUCCUGGCUCAUGCGAAGCGGUACAACCUCCCCGCCAAUGCCUUGGAGUGGUUUGAAAAGUCCCUGAACGUCAAUGUCCCCGGUGGCAAGCUCAACCGCGGUCUGUCCGUACCCGACACCGGCCUCGCCCUCCUGAAGAAACCCCUGACCGACGAGCAAUUCGAACAUCUGAGCAUCCUGGGCUGGCUCACCGAGCUCCUGCAGGCCUUCUUCCUGGUCAGCGAUGAUCUGAUGGAUAGCUCCAUCACCCGUCGUGGUCAGCCCUGCUGGUACCGCCACGAGGGUGUCAACCUGAUCGCCAUUAACGAUGCCUUCAUGCUGGAGUCGGCCAUCUACCUUGUUCUGAAGCAGCGCUUCCGCUCCCACCCCGCCUACAUCGACAUUGUCGAGCUCUUCCACGAGACCACAUGGCAGACUGAGCUGGGUCAGCUGUGCGAUCUGAUCACCGCCCCCGAGGACAACGUCAACCUGGACAACUUCUCCAUGGAGAAGUACAUGUUCAUCGUCACCUACAAGACCGCCUACUACAGCUUCUACCUGCCCGUCGCUCUGGCCUUGAUCUACCUUCAGCGUGCCACUCCGGAGAACCUCAAGCAGGCUCAUGACAUCCUGAUCCCUCUGGGCCAAUACUUCCAGAUCCAGGACGACUACCUUGACAACUUCGGUGACCCCGCUUUCAUUGGCAAGAUCGGCACCGAUAUCCAGGACAACAAGUGCUCGUGGUUGGUCAACCAGGCUAUCCCCCGCUGCACACCUGAGCAGCGUAAGGUCCUGGAUGACAACUACGGCCGCAAGAACUCCGAGCAGGAGGCCAAGGUCAAGAAGGUCUUUGAGGAGCUCCAGCUGGAGACUCUGUACAAGGAGUACGAGGAGAAGGUUGUUGGAGAGCUCCGCACCAAGAUUGCGGCUGUUGACGAGUCCUCGGGCCUGCAGAAGGAGGUCUUCGAGGCCUUCCUGGCUAAGAUCUAUAAGCGAACCAAAUAG